Messenger RNA from Sapajus apella (tufted capuchin), 5103 nucleotides. RefSeq names its product kinesin family member 11 (gene KIF11). NCBI's taxonomy places the organism in Eukaryota, Metazoa, Chordata, Mammalia, Primates, Cebidae. Gene Ontology annotation, biological process: microtubule-based movement; mitotic spindle assembly. The transcript has 22 exons. The record is from RefSeq and is a predicted model, not a curated record. The coding region runs from base 313 to 3483 and encodes 1056 amino acids. Gene Ontology annotation, cellular component: nucleus; spindle microtubule. Gene Ontology annotation, molecular function: microtubule binding; ATP binding; plus-end-directed microtubule motor activity.
GCCCGCGCAGCCAUUGGUCUGGCUACUCGGCCCCUUUUUCAAAUUGAGGCGCCGAGGCGUUUCUCGGUUUCUGGGACUUUGGGCGGAGACGAGAUUGGUGAUUUGGUGGCACUGGCUGGUGCGGGACCAACGCCACGGCCAGAGUACCGGGUGGAGAGCGGGGACGCCGAGGUGCGCGCGUCAAUCCUCCAGGCCACGCCGGUGCCCAGCACGGGCCAGGGAGACUCAGGCUCCCGUCUGCCGCCAAGCCCCUAAGCGCCCCACGGCGCCCAAGGCUGCGGCCAGGCGUUGAUUUUUUGGCGGGGACCCGUCAUGGCGUCGCAGCCAAAUUCGUCUGCGAAGAAGAAAGAGGAGAAGGGGAAGAACAUCCAGGUGGUGGUGAGAUGCAGACCGUUUAAUUUGUCAGAGCGGAAAGCUAGUGCCCAUUCAAUAGUAGAAUGUGAUCCUGUACGAAAAGAAGUUAGUGUACGAACUGGAGGAUUGGCUGACAAGAGCUCGAGGAAAACAUAUACUUUUGAUAUGGUAUUUGGAACAUCUACUAAACAGAUUGAUGUUUACCGAAGUGUUGUUUGUCCAAUUCUGGAUGAAGUUAUUAUGGGCUAUAAUUGUACUAUCUUUGCGUAUGGCCAAACUGGCACUGGAAAAACCUUUACAAUGGAAGGUGAAAGGUCACCUAAUGAAGAGUAUACAUGGGAAGAGGAUCCCUUGGCUGGUAUAAUUCCACGUACCCUUCAUCAAAUUUUUGAGAAACUUACUGAUAAUGGUACUGAAUUUUCAGUCAAAGUGUCUCUGUUGGAGAUCUAUAAUGAAGAACUUUUUGAUCUUCUUAAUCCAUCUUCUGAUGUUUCUGAGAGACUACAGAUGUUUGAUGAUCCCCGUAACAAGAGAGGAGUGAUAAUUAAAGGUUUAGAAGAAAUUACGGUACACAACAAGGAUGAAGUCUAUCAAAUUUUAGAAAAGGGGGCAGCAAAAAGGACAACUGCAGCUACUUUGAUGAAUGCAUACUCUAGUCGUUCCCACUCAGUUUUCUCUGUUACAAUACAUAUGAAAGAAACCACAAUUGAUGGAGAAGAGCUUGUUAAAAUUGGAAAGUUGAACUUGGUUGAUCUUGCAGGAAGUGAAAACAUUGGGCGUUCUGGAGCUGUUGAUAAGAGAGCUCGGGAAGCUGGAAAUAUAAAUCAAUCCUUGUUGACUUUGGGAAGGGUUAUUACUGCUCUUGUAGAAAGAACACCUCAUGUUCCUUAUCGAGAAUCUAAACUAACUAGAAUUCUCCAGGAUUCUCUUGGAGGGCGUACAAGAACUUCUAUAAUUGCAACAAUUUCUCCUGCAUCUCUCAAUCUUGAGGAAACUCUGAGUACAUUGGAGUAUGCUCAUAGAGCAAAGAACAUAUUAAAUAAGCCUGAAGUGAAUCAGAAACUCACCAAAAAAGCUCUCAUUAAGGAGUAUACGGAGGAGAUAGAGCGUUUAAAACGAGAUCUUGCUGCAACCCGCGAGAAAAAUGGAGUGUACAUUUCUGAAGAAAAUUUUAGAGUCAUGAGUGGAAAAUUAACUGUUCAAGAAGAGCAGAUUGUAGAACUGAUUGAAAAAAUUGGUGCUGUUGAGGAGGAGCUAAGUAGGGUUACAGAGUUGUUUAUGGAUAAUAAAAAUGAACUUGACCAGUGUAAAUCUGACCUGCAAAAUAAAACACAGGAACUUGAAACCACUCACAAACAUUUGCAAGAAACUAAAUUACAACUUCUUAAAGAAGAAUACAUCACAUCAGCUUUGGAAAGUACUGAGGAGAAACUUCAUGAUGCUGCCAGCAAGCUGCUUAACACAGUUGAAGAAACUACAAAAGAUGUAUCUGGUCUCCAUUCCAAACUGGAUCGUAAGAAGGCGGUUGACCAACACAAUGCAGAAGCUCAGGAUAUUUUUGGCAAAAACCUAAAUAGUCUGUUUAAUAAUAUGGAAGAAUUAAUUAAAGAUGGCAGCUUAAAACAAAAGGCCAUGCUAGAAGUACAUAAGACCUUAUUUGGUAAUCUGCUGUCUUCCAGUAUCUCUGCAUUAGAUAGCAUUACUACAGUAGCACUUGGAUCUCUCACAUCUAUUCCAGAAAAUGUGUCUACUCAUAUUUCUCAGAUUUUUAAUAUGAUACUAAAAGAACAAUCAUUAGCAGCACAAAGUAAAACUGUACUACAGGAAUUGAUUAAUGUACUCAAGAUUGAUCUUCUGAAUUCACUGGAAACGAUUUUAUCCCCCACUGUGGUGUCUAUAUUGAAAAUCAAUAGUCAACUAAAGCAUAUUUUCAAGACUUCAUUGACAGUGGCUGAUAAGAUAGAAGAUCAAAAAAAGGAACUAGAUGGCUUUCUUGGUAUAUUGCGUAACAAUCUACACGAACUACAAGAAAAUACCAUUUCUUCCUUGGUUGAAUCACAAAAGCUAUGUGGAAACCUAAGUGAAGACCUGAAUACAAUAAAGCAAACCCAUUCACAGGAACUUUGCCAGCUAAUGAAUCUUUGGACAGAGAGAUUCUGUGCUUUGGAGGAAAAGUGUGAAAAUAUACAGAAACCACUUAGUAGUGUCCAGGAAAAUAUACAGCAGAAAUCUGAGGAUAUAGUCAACAAAAUGACUUUUCACAGUCAAAAAUUUUGUGCUGAUUCUGAUGGCUUGUCACAGGAACUCAGAAAUUUUAACCAAGAAAGUACAAAAUUGGUUGAAGAGUCUGUGAAAUACUCUGAUAAACUCAAAGGCAACCUGGAAAAAAUAUCUCAGGAGACUGAACAGAGAUGUGAGUCUCUGAACACAAGAACAUUUUGUUUUUCUGAACAGUGGGUAUCUUCCUUAAAUGAAAGGGAACAGGAACUUCAGAACUUAUUGGAGGUUGUAAACCAGUGUUGUGAGGCUUCAAGUUCAAAUAUCACUGAGAAAUCACAUGGACAUAAGGCAGCUAAUGAGAAACAGCACAAUAUUUUUCUUGAUCAGAUGACUAUUGAUGAAGAAAAAUUGAUAGCACAAAAUCUAGAACUUAAUGAAACCAUAAAAAUUGGUUUGACUAAGCUUAAUUGCUUUCUGCAACAGGAUCUGAAACUGGAUAUCCCAACAGGCACUACACCACAGAGGAAAAAUUAUUUAUACCCAUCAAUACUGGUGAGAACUGAACCACGUGAACAUCUCCUUGAUCAGUUGAAAAGGAAACAGCCUGAUCUGUUAAUGAUGCUAAACUGUUCAGAAAACAACAAAGAAGAAAAAAAUCAGGAUGUGGAUAUAGAAAAGGCAGCUCUGGGGCAGUAUACUGAAGAACCUCUAAGUCAGGAGCCAUCUGUAGAUGCUGGUGUGGAUUGUUCAUCAAUCGGCGGGGUUCCAUUUUUCCAGCAUAAAAAAUCACAUGGAAAAGACAAAGAAAACAGAGGCAUUAACACACUGGAGAGGUCUAAAGUGGAAGAAACUACAGAGCACGUGGUUACAAAGAGCAGAUUACCUCUGCGAGCCCAGAUCAACCUUUAAUUCACUUGGGGGCUGGCAAUUUUAUUUUUAAAGAAAACUUAAAAAUAAAGCCUGAAACCCUAGAACUUGAGCCUUGUGUGUAGAUGUUAAAAGAAUAUAUAUAUAUAUAUAUCAGCUGGGCGCGGUGGCUCACGCCUGUAAUCCCAGUACUUUGGGAGGCUGAGGUGGGUGGAUUGCUUGAGCCUAGGAGUUUGAGACUGGCCUGGCCAACAUGGCAAAACCUCGUCUCUACUAAAAUACAAAAAUUGGCCGGGCGUGGUGGCGCACUUCUGUAAUCCCAGCUGCGGGGGAGGCUGAGGCACAAGAAUCACUUGAACCCAGGAAGCAGAAGUUGCAGUGGGACAAGAUCGCACCACUGCACUCCAGCCUGGGCAACAGAGCAAGACUUUGUCUCAAAAACAAAAUUUAAAAAAGAUAUAAGGCAGAACUGUAAAUUUAGCUGAAUUUUGAUAUCUACCCAUUUUCUGUCAUCCCUAUAGUUCACUUUGUAUUAAGUUGGGUUUCAUUUGGGAUUUGCAAUGUAAAUAUAUAUUUCUAGCUUUUCAUAUAAAGUUCUUUCAUAACAAAUGAAAAGUAUUUUUCUUGUAUAUUAUUAAGUAGUGAAUAUAUAAGAACUGUACUGUUCUUCUAGGCUUGAGUUUACAUAGGUGAAUAUCACCAACACCUGGCCUUAGAGAAGGACCACAUCAUUUUUUUUUUUUUUUUUGCUAUGACUUAUGUAUUUUCUUGCCUCCUUCCUAGACGUUCCUAUUUCGCUUUCUUGUUGGCUCACUUUUUCCCUUUUUAUUUUUCACCAAACCAUUUGUAGAGCUACAGAAGGUAUCCUUUCUUAUUUUUGGUAGCCAGAAUUUUACCUAGGAAUCUUUUAACAGUUUUUUAGUGGUUAUUUUUUAAAUCACUGUCAACAAUAAAUCUAACCCUAGAAGUACCCCUUCUUUCAGUACUUUUUAUUUGUCUCCCUGAGAUGUGAAAGGGUUUCAUUCCUUUAAGAGGCCUAACAGAUUUGCCCUGACAGAGUUCACAAAACCCACUUCUCUAGAAUGUAAAUUGCUAUUAUGGGAGACUACCCAGAGAUCCGACUAAUGGCCCUGUGCCCACACUCUAAGACGUGUCUUUUGGAGAAGAUCACAAUGAUUUAAGGACUUUUUGAAACUUCCAAUUAUGUCUAAAAAUUAUAUUCUUUUGUUUACAUGAUGAAACUUUUUGUCAUUCCUUGCUUGUAUAUAAUAAAAUAUGUAUGUGUAUCUUUUUCUCAAUUUAAAUCUUAACCCUUAGAAGGGCCCUACUAUUUCUGAUCUGGCAGUCAUAUUUCUGGAAGUUGAGAUUGUUUCAGCUUGAAGAACCAGAGCACUUGGAAUAUGUACAAAGAAUAAAUUUUGUGCCCACAAAGUGUUUAGUAUGUAAAUUUUAGAGACAUUUGACUUUGAUAGCUAAAUUAAACCAAACUCUAUUGAAGAAUUAGAAAAUAUGCUACAAGGAAUUAAAUUGACCUUGUAGAAUUAAUUAUCUUAAUAAAAAUAAUGGCUAUAAUUUCUCUGCAAAAUCAGAUGUCAGCAUAAGCUAUAGUUAAUAAAUUGCCCUCAGUAAAUCCAUGGUUAAUAAAUGUGGUUUCUGCAUUAA